This is a messenger RNA of Pogona vitticeps (central bearded dragon), 2532 nucleotides long. It is a transcript of the gene ABTB1, whose product is annotated as ankyrin repeat and BTB domain containing 1. Gene Ontology annotation, molecular function: protein binding. NCBI's taxonomy places the organism in Eukaryota, Metazoa, Chordata, Lepidosauria, Squamata, Agamidae. The record is from RefSeq and is a predicted model, not a curated record. Gene Ontology annotation, cellular component: cytoplasm; ubiquitin ligase complex.
GCCGAAACAACGCGUGGUGACCUCAAUCCACGGAGAAGGCCUGCGGGCGGGCAAAGGUCCCUGACCCUCAGUCCAGCCGACUAUGCACGUCUGCACUCAGUCAUUCCCAGACCAAGCUUCCGGGUCAAAGACAAAGGCUGUUAGGCGGGUUAAAGCAGCUCCUGCGCCGGCCCUGGCCCUCAAUCCAGUCCAAACGGCUGCUCCAGGGUGGCCGCCGGCCCUCAGCACCGAGGGGCGGGGGAGGACCCAUGGCUUAACGCAGGGCAAGCGAGAGCCCGGAGAGCCCGCCUCCGCCUCCGCCCUCCGGAGCCGUAGCCAGGCUUCCCAAGGCCUUCUGUCGAGACCGCCCGAGGGGGCGGAGAAGGGGGCGGGACGGGGCGGCCGGGCCGGGCCGAGGGGCGCUGCUGUGUCCCCAGGAGAGAAGGCGGGGAGGCAAAGCGACGCGAGCGCGGGCAGGACCAGCGGGCUCGGCCUUCGCCCUUAUCAGCCCUUGGGCCGCCGUGUUUCCCUCGGAAGCCGGGCUCUCCCGGGCUGCCGCCCUUCCCAGGCUCGGCCUGUCCCCAGGACUCCCGCGCCUUCCCCGUCCCGCAGGCCGAGUCAAUGCGGUGCCUUCUUCCGCCGGGCCAUGGACACCAGCGACCUCUUCAUCAGCUGCAAGAAAGGCGAUGUUGGCCGAGUGCGAUACCUUCUUGAACAGAGAGAUGUUGAAAUCAAUGUCCGAGAUAAAUGGGACAGUACCCCUUUAUAUUAUGCUUGUCUCUGUGGGCAUGAAGAGCUUGUACGCUACCUUCUGGCCAGUGGUGCAAAAUGUGAGGCAAACACCUUUGACGGGGAGCGAUGUUUAUAUGGGGCCUUGAGUGACACUAUCCGAAGGGUGCUGAAGGAAUACAAGCAGAUCACAGCAAAGUGCAUGAAGAGGGACUACUACGAUGUCUUCCUUCAACGGCUGUUAGAACAGGGUUACCAGAGUGAUAUUGUCUUUAUUGUCCACGGGAAAUCUUUCUGUGCCCAUCGUUGCAUACUCAGUGCCCGAAGUACGUAUUUUGCUGAAAUGUUUGACACGAAGUGGAAGGGAAAGAAUGUCAUAGCACUGAAGCAUCCAUUGAUCAACCCAGCUGCCUUUGGCUCACUUCUGCAGUACCUCUAUACAGGUCGUUUAGAUAUAGAUGUCGAAUAUGUGAAUGAUUGCAAAAGACUGGCUAAACAAUGCCGGCUCCAGGAUCUCAUUGAAGACUUGGAAAUGAAGUGUAAGAAGGUGUAUGAAUUUGUCUCUUCCAAGCCAGGGACCUGUGUGAAGGUGCUGACGAUUGAUCCUGCAGGUGAUUCACGACUGCAGGAAGACCUGGCUCUGCUAGCAGACUGCGCCUUGCCAGCCGAACUCAGGGUAGGUUUUGGGGAAUUGCCCUUUGAUAGCACCGACAACUUCAGCAGCUGUCCUGAUGUGUGUUUCCGAGUGGCAAACUACAAUUUCUUGUGCCACAAGGCCUUCUUCUGUGGGCGCAGUGACUAUUUCAAAGCCCUCCUGGAGGAUCAUUUUUCUGAAAGUGAGGAGCUGAAGACACAGCCCAGUAUCCCUGUUGUGACCCUUCAUGACAUUUCCGAGGACAUCUUCAUCAGGGUCCUUUAUUACAUUUACAGUGAUGACACAGAGUGCUUGAGAACAUUUGCAAACUAUGUUCGGUGCAUGAGGGAAGAAUUAAGUAUGGAGCAGCCACUGACCUCACCACUGUUGUCUCUUCCCUGGCCUUCUGAGACAAACACCACCUUGAUUAUUCUCACAGUGCAUUCAUCCAUUCUAUAUGUUUUUAAAGGCCGCUCUCACCAUCUCUACACUUUCCUUUUCCUGUCCAUCUUCUGGAACAUUUUAUAGGGUAUUCUGCCAUCUAGUUGCUUCAUUUUCUGCUUGGCUGCUCAUCUCAGCUUUGAAGGGCAUUAUGCUAAAAGAGGCAGCUUCCACUCUCCGUUCUUCUUUCACUUCUGUGUACUUUUUGAGAAAACUCCCUUUUUAAUUUUGAAUGAGUGUGGUGUAGAAGGUGGUGGUGAUGUUGAGAGUGUGCAGAAGCUUUGUGGUGCCCUGGAAGGUCUUCUUGAGCAUUGCAAUGAUUUUGGUGGUGGGUUUGACAGUUUGGUGUAGAAAUCUUGUUUCAGAUAGCUUUCAUAUUCUAAAGAACCCCAGUGAAUUAUCUGCUGUGUGAUAUAUUUUAUCUGUUGUAGUAAAACAUGCAUGAUAUGCUGCAGUUAAUUGUGUUUCAGCUGACUGAAUAGUAAGUUUCACAGUAUAUAUCCACAGGGGAAAAAAUACAAAGAUAAGCCCAGAAGUCACUCCUUUGAGUGAGACUGCAAUGUCAGAUUAUGAGUGACUGUUCUUGGACUAUCUCCCACAGUAUAGCUGAGAAAGUAGUAUAUUUUUGUGACAUAAAAUGAAGUGCCCUAGUUCUUGCUUCAGAAUUAAUUUGUUUGUACUUUCUGCCAUUCUAUGAAAAGAAAUCUCUUUCUCAGACAAGAAUUGCUUGUAAAGAAGUAUUUUGGUCU